GACGACGAGCAUAAAUACCAGCCGAUACGGACGUCGGAUGCAGUGCACCAUCUCACCAUGGACCCCAUCUUCACCUCUGAUACUCACUUCGCUACCAUUGAUCAAGUCGACGCCGCCGUUGACGAGAUCCUGAGCGGAGGCAAUCUCCCCGAGACGAUAGUCUCGAAGCUCACCAAUUUCGAGUUGCCCUUCUACGAGCGGUCCUUCGAGCUGCGCAAGCUCACGAUUAUGAAGCAGAUCUGCCGACAGAGCGACAGCGUCACGCAGUACCAGCGGCAGCAAGACAAGAACAACCGCGCGGCCGACCAGUUGGACAAGGUCCCGCAACUGCACUUCGUAGGCUUUAAACACGCGUUCGAAGAGAUGAACUACAUGAGCGGCAGCCCGUUUGGCAACGACCAGGUCGAGAAUUUCCUCGACCUGGGAUGUGCCCCCGGAGGCUUCGCCCUAUGGCUCUUGCAGAACAACAAGAGCGCUCGAGGAAACGGAGUCACGUUGUCUCCGGAGGCGAAAGGCAUCCGGCUACGGCUUGUCCCCAGGUUCCCCGAGCGCUUCCACGUUCAGUACGAAGAUGUGUGCAACAUCGCUACCGGUCAAGUUGCCCUUGAAGAGCCUCCGGCCGGAGGCUUCGACCUCGUCACCGCCAACGCCGCGAUCAUGUUGGCCGACAACAAGAUCCCUUGGAACCUCACCAUCCGGCUAGUGUAUGCACAGUUACUGGUCGCCUUCCAGUACAUUGCGCAAGGAGGUUCCCUUGUCAUUAGCUUCAGGUCGCGUCCUGUGAGCUGGGUCGUCGAUAUUGUGCGUUUCAUCGGUCAAACGUUCACGUCGGUGGCGGCCGAGAACCCGUCGUUCCAGGCUCGACGGUCGUUCGCCUACGUCGUCUGCAGAGGAUUCAAAGCGGGUGGGGACGAGAAGAAAAGGUACAUACAGCGCUUGCGCGAGUGUGUAGACUACUUGGAGAACAUCACGGGGCCUAUUGAUGAUCCGGUCAGUGGUACGACGAACAUACCGCGUCUCUGCGGCGCGCAAGGCGAAGUGCUUCCGGACGAGACGUACCAAUACGUGACCGACAUGUUCGACAAUGCUUGGAAGCGCCAGUACAUGGGUAUCCGUUCCCAGUACGAGGGGGUACUGCUCAAACAGGCUGCGCAAAUCAAAGCUCAAGAUAGGGACACUAGGAAGGGAGGUACUGGACAACCUGUACGACGUGGAUCGGUCAGCACGUCUCCCAGCGAGGGCGGCCCGUUCAAGUGGAGUCGCCCUAUUGACGACUACCAAAGGCGCCGCCAAGAGACGAAGACCGCCUACACCUCGUUCUUCAAGUUGGAUCGCCGCAACGGCAUGAGCGACGGGCCCGAUGGCCCUGGCUCAUGGCGGAGGUAAUAGCUAAGAAACUGAGCCUCGACGACUAUCCAAUGACUAGUCUUGAUUUGUUGAAGUUAUGUGUAGUGCUGUAUCCCACGACAGGCUGCACGAUGUACAAUUGGAUACUCAACUCACGAGAUAACUGCAAUGACUAUUGUUGCAUGCUCAGGAGUGCGUCGGGCAUCCAGAUGGAGGUAUACUGCCCGACUCACUGUCUGCAACCAUCAGUACUAUAUGACUCUCAGUCUGGAG
This is a messenger RNA of Rhodofomes roseus, 1620 nucleotides long. Its product is annotated as S-adenosyl-L-methionine-dependent methyltransferase. Lineage: Eukaryota; Fungi; Basidiomycota; Agaricomycetes; Polyporales; Fomitopsidaceae. The coding region runs from base 58 to 1386 and encodes 442 amino acids. Gene Ontology annotation, biological process: methylation. The record is from RefSeq and is a predicted model, not a curated record. Gene Ontology annotation, molecular function: methyltransferase activity. The transcript is spliced from 6 exons.